ACACGUCAAGUCGUCACUUAACCAACCACACUGUUCUUCACAUUAAACGUGGGAGAAGUUGGUGAAUCCCUUUAUUUAUUAAAAGACACCUUCUGCAAUAAGAUAGAAAACCUCUAAGCCCCUUUGGCGGCAAAGAAUUGAACUGUACAUUGAACAGUGGAACUCCAGUGAUAAUAGAAAAGCUCUUAACCUGCAGAAUCUAGAGUGAGUGAGUGAGAGAAAUAGAGAUGUCUUUACCAGUAGUAGCAGUAGCUUUGAUGGUGGUUUUAGCAGCUGUGUUGAUAAGGGUUGUGAACUGGGUGUGGAUAACACCAAAGAAGCUGGAGAGGUACCUGAGAAGACAAGGUCUCCAUGGAACUCCUUACACGCCUCUUGUAGGAGAUAUUAAGAGAAAUGUUAAAAUGUUGAUGGAGGCAAGAUCAGAACCAAUUACUCUAACAGAUGAUAUCAUCCCAUAUCUCCUUCCUCUUGCCUUGAAGAUGUUCAACUCUCACGGAAGGACCUUCUUCAUGUGGACUGGACCUAUUCCAACGAUCAUGAUAACGAAUCCAGAGCAUAUCAAAGAGGUCUUCAGUAAAACUUUCGACUUUGAAGCGACUGUUUCAUCACCUUUGGUCAAACUGUUAGUAGGCGGGCUCGCCAGCUACAAGGGAGAUAAGUGGGCGAGACACAGGAGGAUCACCAACCCUGCUUUCAACCUCGAGAAGAUCAAGAACAUGGUCCCUGUGUUCUACCAUUGUUCCAGCGAGGUUGUGUCCCAAUGGGAGAGACAAGAAUCGUCAUGUGAGGUCGAUGUUUGGCCUUGGCUUGUGAAUCUGACCGCGGAUGUGAUCUCGCAUGCUGCUUUUGGAAGCAGCUAUAGAGAAGGACAGAGAAUAUUUGAGCUCCAAGGUGAACUAUCUGGCAUCAUUGCACAAGAGCAUAAGAAACCUUACAUCCCUGGAAUGAGGUUUUACCCAACAAAGAACAACAAGAGGAUGAAAGCAAUAGACAAAGAGAUAGACACAAUACUGAGAGGUAUGGUGAGCAAGAGGGAAGAUGGAGAAGCAGAACACAAUGAUUUGUUGGGGAUACUUCUUGAAUCAAGUUCAGAGGAAUCUGGAGGAAAUGGUUUGAGCGUAGAAGAAGUUUUGAGAGAGUGCAAGCUGUGUUAUUUCGCAGGACAAGAGACAACUUCAGUACUCUUGGUCUGGACAAUGGUUUUACUAAGCCAUCACCAAGACUGGCAGGAACGGGCGCGAGAGGAAGUGAGGCUAAUACUUGAUGAUAAGAAUAACAAACCCGAUAUAGAGUCUCUUAGCCACCUCAAAGUGAUGAGUAUGAUCUUCUAUGAGGUUUUAAGGCUAAACCCACCGGUGUCUCAGCUUAGAAGAGAAGUCAACAAAGAAGUGAAGCUAGGAAACGUUACACUUCCAGCUGGGGUUAAAGUUUAUAUACCAACUGCUCUUAUUCACCGCGACCCUGAGCUUUGGGGGGAGGAUGCUAGAGAGUUUAAGCCGGAGCGUUUCAGAGAAGGGAUCUCAAAAGCAACAAAGAACCAGGUCUGUUACUCCCCCUUUGGGUGGGGACUGAGGAUCUGCAUUGGUCAGAACUUUUCUCUGCUGGAAGCAAAGAUGGCAAUGUCAUUGAUUCUACUAAAGUUCUCCUUUGAGCUCUCUCCUUCUUAUGUUCACUCUCCUCAGAUAGUCAUGACCACUCGUCCUCAGUUCGGAGCACAUCUCAUCCUCCACAAGCUCUGAUUCUUAUUUUUGUAUUUUCCACGGUGAUAUCAUCAACUGUGUUUUUUUUUCUUUUCUAUAAAGUGUUUAUGAAUGUAAAAGAUGGUACUUCAAAAAUAAUGUUAAAGGGAAGUAGUGUUUACUGUAA
This is a messenger RNA of Brassica napus (rape), 1866 nucleotides long. RefSeq names its product cytochrome P450 72A13-like. Gene Ontology annotation, molecular function: heme binding; iron ion binding; monooxygenase activity. The coding region runs from base 228 to 1739 and encodes 503 amino acids. The transcript has 5 exons. Lineage: Eukaryota; Viridiplantae; Streptophyta; Magnoliopsida; Brassicales; Brassicaceae. The record is from RefSeq and is a predicted model, not a curated record.